AUGGGUAAAAAGGUCAAAAUUGGAAAACAGCGUCGCGAUAAGUAUUACAAAUUGGCUAAGGAAGCAGGGUUUCGUUCUCGUGCUGCUUUCAAGUUAAUUCAACUGAACAAGAGGUUUGAGUUUUUGCAAAAUGCUCGUGCUACAGUUGAUCUUUGCGCUGCACCUGGAGGAUGGAUGCAGGUUGCAGCUCAGAAUAUGCCAGUCUCAAGCCUUAUCAUAGGUGUGGAUCUAGUUCCAAUAAAGCCCGUUGCUAAUUGCAUCACUUUGCAAGGAGAUAUAACCACCGAGAAAACAUCACAAGCCAUCAAGAAAGAGUUGCAGCGUUGGGAGGCUGACUGCGUCCUACACGAUGGUGCUCCAAAUGUUGGUCUUAAUUGGGUUCAUGACGCAUUCCAACAGAAUUGUCUAGUGUUGUCGGCCUUGAGGGUGGCCACUCAGAUCCUUAGAAGGAAUGGUACAUUCGUUACUAAGGUCUUCCGAUCAAGUGACUAUUCAAGUUUGAUAACAACGUUUGAAAAAUUAUUCAACCGAGUUCAUGUAUGGAAACCUGCUGCCUCACGUCUUGAAUCUGCUGAGAUAUUCGUUGUCUGCGAAAAGUACCUGAAGCCGGCAAAAGUUCCACCAGAACUUCUUGACCACAAGAAAGUAUUUGCAGAACAAGAUGGCAAUAAGUCUCAGAAACAAAAUCCCCAAACCCUUUGGCUGGGAAAGAAAGAGAAGAAAACCAAGGCUGAGGGAUACGAAAAAGAAAUGCUGUCUAUGUAUAGAAAAAUCGAUGCGACUACAUUCAUCCAGUCUCAAGAUUACUUGGAAUUAUUGGAGCGCUACAGUGAGAUUAUCCUAGACAAGGAGAAGUGGCGUCACGCUUCUGAAACUACUGAAGAGAUUCGUGAAUACCUCAGAGAUUUGAAAGUAUGUGGACCGCGUGAAUUGCGGAAGCUGCUGAAGUGGAGGAAGGCGAUGAGGGGAAUUCUUGAAGAAGAACUUAAAGCUGUGGAAAAGUGCGUCACGAUCCAAUACAUUAACUUUAGAUCCAUGAACUCAGUUUUUAAAUUUGAACUGACUUAUUUGUUUAGCGAACUAAGAGAAGAAAACGUUACUGAGGCCGAGAUGAAUGAGGAAGAACUUGAAGACAACGAAAUGGCUGAGAUCGACAAGCUGAUCGCACAAGCCACUGAGGAUGAGCGACUUGCACUCAAGAACACAGAGGAGGAAUAUGGGGGAAACAGUGGUCCUCUGCAAGAAGAGUCUGGUGCUGCACAGGAUGGUGAUGGCUUAAAUUUUUGGGAAAUCGCAGAUUCAAAAGUGUCGCAAGAGACUCAAAAAGAGGCGCAAGCUCGUAAAUGGUUCCAAAAGGAGGAGAUCGCAGGACUAUUGUCUGACGAGGAUGAUGAUAUUGAAGUAGAUAUAGUUGAAAAGUACAUGGGACGAAAAAUCAACACCACUCACAGCAAUACAGUUAGUUUCGAAUGUGACACAACUUCGCAGUUGAAACAUGAUAGUGAUAUGGAUAGGUUCGAUGAUGAUAAACAGGAAGAACGGAUUGACUGCGGUGACGAAAAAGAAAGGCGAAGUGGUUCGAAGUUUACUGCAGAGAUGGCGUGGGACGAUGGAGAAACCGAAGAUGAGACGAAGAAGCGUCGGCUAACACCGGAACAGUUGGCACUUGGCGAACUUCUGAUAUACUCUAGUAAAUCAGCUCGGGAGGUUGAGGAAUGGGGCUGGAAUCGGUAUGCAAAUAAUGAUGAAGGACUUCCAGAUUGGUUUGUCGAAGAUGAGAAGAAGCAUUACCGGAAACAACUUCCUGUUACUAAGGAACAAGUGGAAGAAUAUCGUAAACGUUUGAGGGAACUGAAUGCUCGGCCAUGCAAAAAAGUUGCAGAGGCGAAAGACAGAAAACGUCGAAAAUUACUACGUCGUAUGGAGACUGCGAGGAAGAAAGCUGAAGGCAUUGUGGACAACGAAAAUCUUGAACCAUUGGAGAAAGUUCGAGAAAUGAAGAAGAUCUAUGCUGCUGCCAAUAAAAAGGAUAGGAAGAAAACAGAGUUGGUGGUGAUGACAAAGGGAAAGAACGGAAGGAUAUCGAGGCCAAAUGGACGCUAUAAACUUGUGGACAGUCGAAUGAAAAAAGAUCUACGUGCUUUGAAGAAAAAAGAAAAAACAAGAGGUCGUGGGAAGAAAUCACGAACAGGUGGACGAAAGCACUAG
Molecule: messenger RNA, 2208 nt
Organism: Angiostrongylus costaricensis
Lineage: Eukaryota; Metazoa; Nematoda; Chromadorea; Rhabditida; Metastrongylidae
Source: the annotation of a GenBank genome assembly